Cetraspora pellucida is the source of this 747-nucleotide messenger RNA. The record is from the annotation of a GenBank genome assembly. NCBI's taxonomy places the organism in Eukaryota, Fungi, Glomeromycota, Glomeromycetes, Diversisporales, Gigasporaceae.
AUGAGCUCAACUGAAGACAUUAAAAACGUACCUGCAUCACCACCUACAACAACCUAUAAAUUCAAAGUUAAUAAGACUUAUCAUAAUAGAAUGCAUAUUCCUCGGAGAAAAACCAUUCAAAACUUUUUUGAGUUUCAAAAAAAAUGUCUUGAAAUACAUGCCGAAUAUUACCAAGGAAUUUCAAAUCUCUUAAAAGAUACCGAUGUCUCAUUAUUCUUGGCUGCACCAUCCCCGGGAAUCGAUCCUCUUCAAAUAAUCAAUGAGACAGGAAUGGUAAUUAGUGGUAUGCUUGCUCCUGGUAUGAGUGGAUAUUCAGUUAGCAACCAAAAUUAUAGUAAUAAAAGAUUAAAAAGGCAUAUUGGGGAUGAUGUUGAAAUAAGCGGUGAGGAAGCUUAUAAUUCCGAAAAUCAAAGACAUAAGCAUAGGCGAGCGCCAAGACAACUUUGGACAGAUGAUGAAGUAGAACGAUUAAAAGCUGCUUACGAUAAACAUAACGGCGAUUGGGAAUUAAUUAUUAAAGAAUUCGAACCUGAAAGAACUAGAAUCCAAAUUUUCCAAAAGGCACGCCAAAUGGGUCUUCGAGCUGUUGAAUCUGGAAAACUGAUUGACUUGUCAAAAUCGAAUACGAUUAUUGAAUAUCAUAAUUCACAAAUGUUGGGCAGUGAAAAUAUUGACGAUGAAGGAGCUGAAUACGAACAAGAAAACGCUGAUCACGACCCUUGGCAAGAAGAAGGCAAUGAUGGUUAA